CUUGCAUAGUUAUCAUCAAGUUCAAGUCAUCUCCUAUUAAGCAGAAAUGAUUUGGCGGUACUCGGCCGCGAUUGUCUUAUAUUCGCUUAUAAUUAAAGCUAGUUUAAUUCUUGCUCAAGACACUGCCACAACUGCAGAUGCUCUCAACAAGCUAGUGCAGGAUUUUGAAAACUUCAAAAAGCAACUGGACUCUAUAGACUCACGUCUUAAAACCAUACAAAACACCAUCCAACAAAAAUCCACAUCCGAUGAUAGCAAGUGUCUGGCUCGAGAUAUUGUCGAUGCAAUCAAUAAUCGUCGAUAUGACUUGGCAGAAGAUAAACUCACCGAGAUGGGUGACACAAAAAGAAUUCCCUACAUCGUUCAUGAUGUCUAUGCAGAUUCAGUGAUUAAUUUGGACAAAAUUAUGGAAUUCGCAAAAAAACUAAAGAAUGCCGACUCACAAUUUCUUUUUUUCAAUGCAAUUUUUAACGAAAUUCGUUCCAGUGGUGCGAGCGAUCCUAUAAAACUAAUAGAACUAGUCGAUUCGGUCGAGGCAAUUUUGUCAAAACAUAAUGAUAAGGCUUUGAUGGCAAAGGCCAAAAUUAUGAUCGACAAUGCCAUUGAGGACAUCGAGAUGGCAGCUGUAAGUGUGUUGAAAAUUGCAAUGGUCAAGAAUAAGUACAUCAUGUCGAAGGAAGUUGAUGAUUUGACGACUGCUCUGGCUGAAUUCCGUCCGGAGGUGGCAAAUGAUGUAAUGGACGGUGUCGUCGAUAGUGUGUUUGGAGUUGUUUCUGCAUCUAGAAUCAUGGAGAACAUUAGCAGUCAAAAACACAUUCCACUAGUCAUAACUGGAUUGAAAGCAAUAUUCCAUCGUUUUAACUAUGCCGGUAAUUUGAACAAUGACGCAACUCUCAAUCUUGCGUACAAUCUAAGAAAACUGACAAAUAGGGAAAAUUACUCACAAAUUAGCGCAGAACUGAAGGAUGAAGUAGUCCAAGUGCUGGAGCAACUUCCGUCGUGUGCCAAGAAUUUAUUCUUCAAUAAACGAGUGUGCUUUUGGAAUAAAGGACGUGGGGAAUACUUAUAUGCAGCGGAUACAUCCAUAAGCUUUGACGAAUCUAGACGAAGUAUCUACACUUGGCAUCCAGGUGGUGUUAAGCCAGGAGCAUUGUUCUAUGUGGAGAGAAUCGGUGAUUCGUUCUAUUUCAAAAAUGAAGAACAUUUCGACGAGUAUAUGUAUUCGGUUGGUAUUGACUUCAACAAGGACAUGCGUUACGUUUUCACAUGGAUUCCGGGAAAUAAUACGGAUGCUCAAAGUGCAUGGGGUGUUGAACUGGACGGCGAUUAUUGCUAUAUCAAAACAACAUAUUACAAUGAAUAUAUGUUUGCACCAUCAAUGAAAUACAAUCAGGACAAUAAUUAUGUGUUCACAUGGAAACCUGGUACAUUGGUAAGGAGCCCAGAGUUCCAAUGGCAAAUUAGAAACUGUGAACAACCUGAAACACUGAAGGAAAUAUUAUAAAUGUUAAUUCAUAUCUAAUUAAUUAUAUUUUAUUUGUAUAACAAUUUGUAUGGCUUUUAUUAG
Eupeodes corollae is the source of this 1567-nucleotide messenger RNA. RefSeq lists its product as uncharacterized. The coding region runs from base 47 to 1504 and encodes 485 amino acids. The record is from RefSeq and is a predicted model, not a curated record. Lineage: Eukaryota; Metazoa; Arthropoda; Insecta; Diptera; Syrphidae. The transcript has a single exon.